Messenger RNA from Scophthalmus maximus (turbot), 4544 nucleotides. RefSeq names its product roundabout, axon guidance receptor, homolog 4 (Drosophila) (gene robo4). Gene Ontology annotation, cellular component: plasma membrane; axon. Gene Ontology annotation, biological process: homophilic cell-cell adhesion; dendrite self-avoidance; axon guidance. The transcript is spliced from 19 exons. Gene Ontology annotation, molecular function: cell-cell adhesion mediator activity. Bases 207 to 3572 code for a protein of 1121 amino acids. The record is from RefSeq and is a predicted model, not a curated record. NCBI's taxonomy places the organism in Eukaryota, Metazoa, Chordata, Actinopteri, Pleuronectiformes, Scophthalmidae.
ACACCAAGUGCAGCCAAACUGAAGAGGGAGGGAAGAGGAGCUCCCGGCCACGUUUGAGGAAUAUGCAGACAACCUACUGCUGAACUGUCUCCACAUAACGGCUGGUGCACGGGGACAGGUCACGCGCUGAGUGGGCUCAGGGUCCGGAUGGUGCUGCAGAGGGUUCUGCUCUGGCGUCCGGGAAGCGCUGACCCGUGGGACUGAAGAUGCGGGUCGGCGCGUGGCUCCUCUGUGUGUCCUGCCUCUACACCUGGGCGGCGUUCUCGCCACGCUGCGAGUGCCAGGACAUCUGCCCGUCCGGGCCGGGGCCGGACAGGAGGUCAAAGACGCGGGUCAAGGAGCACGCCCGUCACAGUGCGGGACCGCAGCACUCGCUCCACAGGCACAGGCCGCUCCGCAGGAAAGGUUCCAGAGUGCACGCGGAGGAGACGCCGCCCCGCGUCGUCCACCACCCCUCUGACGUGGUGGUGAAGGUGGGGAAUCCCGCCACGCUCUCCUGCCGGGCAGACGGCAGCCCCAAGCCCACCAUCGAGUGGCUGCGCAACGGCCAGCCGCUGGAGACGGCCAACGGGGACGGGCAGUGGCAGCCCAUGGUGCUGUCCGAGGGCAGCCUCUUCUUCUUGAGCGUCGGCGGGGGCAGGAGGGGUCAGUCACACGAGGGGGUCUACACCUGCGUGGCCAGGAACAGCGCAGGGUGGGCCACCAGUCGCAAUGCAUCGCUGUAUAUCGCAGGGUUGCAGGAGGAGUUCAGCCAGGAGCCCAGUGACGUGGAGGUGGCAGAGGGGGACGUGGCCGUCUUAAACUGCGGCCCCCCAGUGGGACACCCCGAGCCCAACGUCAUCUGGAAGAAGGAUGGCCUGCCGCUCAACAGCAGUGACCACCACUACACUGAGCUGAGCGGGAAGCUCAUCAUCGCCCCUGCGGAGAAGAACCACUCUGGAGCGUAUGUGUGCGUGGCCAGUAACACUGUGGGAGUGAGGGAGAGCAGAGCGGCUCGGCUCUCUGUGCUCGCCAAACCUGUUCUGGUGCUGAAGCCAGAGAAUGUGUCGGUGCGGACGGGGGAGUCUGCCCAGUUCUUCUGCCAAGCAAAGGGAGACCCUCCACCCUCGGUGGUCUGGAGCAGAGAGCAGGGGCCACUGCCCAACGGCAGAUAUCUUGUGAACCCAGACCAGACGCUCCAGAUCCAUUAUGUGACAGCCCAGGAUGCUGGGAAGUACAUCUGCACCGCCGUCAAUGACGUGGGAGUGGUCACCGCCAGCGCUCAGCUGCUGGUCGAAGAGGCGGCGAGCACCACCCAGAAAGACCUUCACAAAGAGCUGUCUGCGCUGCGAGUGAGUCUGGAAAACGUCUCCAUCGUGGCCCCUGGGUCCAACACGUCCCUAGUUCAAUGGAAGCUCCAGUUCCUCCCGGCCAAGCCGCAUUACCUCGAAGGCUUUGAGGUGCUCUAUCGCUCCCUGCUGCCUGCCGGCUCGGACUGGGCAGCGAAGAGGGUGACACUGCCCGGCUUCCAGACUCAGGUGGGCCCGUUAAAGAGGGGCUGCAAGUACGAGUUCAAAGUCCGCCCCUAUGGCAGCGACUUGUACGGCAGGGAGAGCAACACGCGGCACCUCAGAGUGCCGGAGACGGUUCCCAGUGCCGCUCCGCUGGCUGUGUCCAUCACCGUGAGCCACGACGUGAACAACAGCAUCCACCUGAGCUGGGAGCCUCCCCCUCAUGAAACCCACAACGGCGUCAUCCGAGGCUACCAGGUGUGGUGUGCGGAGUCUGAGGAGCAGCGGUACCAGAACUGGACCGUGGCCAGUGGCCAGCACAGCCUCGACGUCUCUGCUCUCGCACCGGGCAAACGGUACUGGCUCAGCAUAGCAGCCGUCAACGGAGCUGGAGUGGGAGCGCAGAGCGGCCCCCAUGGAUUUGUCAUCGACCCCCAGAUGGGUGGCCCCCCUGAGUCCGACAGCCAGAGGCGACUGUCCCAGGUCCUGGCCCUGCUCCAGGACCCGGUGUUGAUCGGCAGCAUCGGCGCCCUCCUGUGGUGCAUUCUGAUGGUCGCAGCUGUCUACCUCUUCAGACGCCACAGCCGGACGGGCCACCUGCUGCCGGGACAUGGCAAGGCGAAGGGUCUGCACAGACUGGCCAGUGAGGAUCUCAUUAUUAAGCACAGGAUGGCGGCUCCAGACUCCCCCUGGGUCUCUGGGGGCUGGAGACCCGCCUUCAGCCAGAAGUAUCAGGACUUGUGGGCCCAGGGUCAGAAACAUCCAGGGAUCAGGAGCACCAGCCUCCCAGUCUCCCAUCAGAAGAUCCCCGGCGGCCUGGACCCAGUCGUCCCCAUUGUGACGGACAGCUGCGGAGUCUACGGCACGUUCUACGUGGACCUGUUGGGCAACGGCCUCAAGACCUUCAGCAGUCCCGGGCGUCGCCCCAAGAUGCCCCACGGCCUGCCGCAUCCGCACGGGGCCGAGACCAUCCGGAUAUUCUCCCCGCCCGCCGCACAGAGCCCGCCGCUCGGAAGCCGCGAGCUGCUGCCGUGGAAACAGGCCAUACGCCCGCAGCCCAGGAUGGGUGUGCUGAGGGAGUCGUGGGAGAAAAGCCACAGCAAGCAAGAGUUGCAUGCAGUGAACAGCGUCCCCACACUGCCAACCAGGAACCAGUGUCCAUCCAGUGUGUACAGGCAGAGACUCAGUCACAUACCACCAGGCCGACAUGAGUGUGGUGAGGUGGCGGGCUGCCCGCGCCUGCUGCACUACUCGGCCUCAGCUCACCUGGUCGGCAUGCUGCCCCCUCCACCGCCACCGCCCGGCGACACACUCAGCUCCACCUCAGAUGAAGGCUCCAGUCGCUCCACAAAGCUGACGGUGGACACGGGCUCUCUCCAGUCGGUGUGUGCCGCACCAGGCCAACGCGGCCCACCGGGGCUCAGCCGCCCCUGCCGCGGCCACCUGUGUCCUGCAUCACACCCCGGGUCACUGGACGAGGACCACGGUGGCACACUGACAGCACAGGAAGCCGCCCAGUACCUGGAGCUCUGCCCCAAACCGGAGCGAUGCAGCAGUGCUCUACCCGAGCAGCGUCCCUUCCUGUCCCACCCCUUCUCGGCCUACCUGUGCGGCCCGGCGCACGCCUCCCAGCUGGUGGACGACCACGGCGCCGCCGGGCAGCCCGACGCUCCCCCGAUUGGCCUGCGACGCGCCCGCGUCCAGAGCACACCUUCCUCCUGCUACAGCGAGUGGGACAGCUCGCUGUGGAACACCUGGAGCACGGCGACGGACGGCAACGCGGCGAGCGCCCGCACCAGCCUCAUCAGCUCCGUGGACAGCUGCUACACCAGCGACAGCGCCCACUUUGCCCGCUUGCUGGCUGCGGCGGGAGAGACGAUGAGUGGAGCGUCUUUGUCAGACUUUUCUCCGCCGGCCUCCCCGCUCAGCGCCCUGUACCCGUCGUUCCACGCAGACGGCGACUCGUUCGGGGAGCCGGAGCCGGUCCCGGCGUGGGACUGGAGCAUGGCCUGGCUGGAGGGGAUGCAGGCCCAGCACAGGGCCCGCUAUCCGGGCGGAGGCUCCAAACCCUUCAGCGCUUAGGCACGGAGCUCCGGACACACCUCGCGGCAGCAUGGGAAGUGCACGGCGAGCGUGAGGGGUCGGACGCGACCGAUUUACAUCCGGGAACGUGUCGGAAACAAUAUUGAAGGGUAGGGAUUUCCCACGCAUGACGAGAUCAAUCUCUGGAGACGAAACAUAAUUGGAGCCCACCCCUUGUUGUUUGGAACACCUCUGCCAGGAGACGCACGUCUGCCGUCGGUCGUCUGUGUACCUCGGGGACAGUCCGACGACUAUUUCUUACAUCCUUCGGGUGACUGUGAUUGAGGUCUCCUCUCGUCGGAGAAGCGGAUAAUGAGACCCCUCCCUCACGACGCCCUCAGCCGGGGUGUUGUGAACAAGGCCAGAAAGACGGAGAGUCGGAGAGGCGGCGGCCACUAGUGCUGCGCGCCGAUCUUCUCCAGACUGAGUCACUGAGCACGUGUAAAUAUGCAGCGCAUUCAACAGAUGUUAUUUAAAGAAUUUCAAAGGCUCCAAAUCAUAUACUGUCUUCCAUGUUUCACGUUCUGAAUAUUCUUUUCUAUGAUGAGAUGAUUAUUUUUAUUCGUCCUCACGCACCCUGUCCAGUUUUGAACUGUUACACAAAGUGCGCUCCUCGUCGUACUGUAGCUCACGUGUCAUUUUGUAUCAUCACGUGUACUUGAACUAACUUAGGUUUGUCCCUUUAACCGACUUUAAUUUUAGUAAGAAUACAACAGAAAGUAUUUUAAAUGAAAGUGCUCUGUGCUUAGUCUUAGUCCUGCCUGAUGUUUUUCAUAUAUGUAUGUAUAUAUAUAUCUAUAUAUAUAUAUAUAUAUAGAUAUAUAUAUCUAUAUAUAUAUAUGGAUUCACUAAUGGUAGUAGCAUUAAAGUUUUACGUUUUGUAAGAAUUUGCAUUUGUUUUUGUACACGGUCCAUUCCAGGUGUGCUUCAAAGUUUUGAAUAAAAUCGUUGUAUUGACUGAAAUGAGUUUAA